AUGACCAAUACGAUAUUACAUCAUACGAAUGGAAAUAUUAAAACGAUGGAAGAGGAGUUGUACGAGUUUAUAUUGUUAGUGGAAAAGAAACAAAACUAUCAAAGUCUAUCGAUAUCACCUCAUUAUUAUGCACAUGUAAGGGAUGUGAUGGGUAAAUGUGCUCCGAAGUGGGAAGUUUUUGAAUUGUUACAACUUUUAGAUUCCUCAAAUAGUAGUAAUAACAUCAGCACCAUGAAUAUCAACAAUGGAACACCGAACAGUAGUGCACCAAACGAAUUUGAAAAUAUAGUAUUGCUUGGCCUUAAUAGAGCUGAGGUUUUCCUUGAAUAUGGAUAUUUCGGAGAGGCUCACUAUGAGUUAAGCCGCCUUGAGGAUAAGCUUAUUGAAGUAAUAUCUUUGAAUUUCAAUGUAAAGAUUGAACUGUUCUACGUGAGAGUAUUGUAUCUAUUUUCAAGAGUCAUGAAAGGUGUAAAAAAGCAUGAUGAAUGUAGUGAAUAUUUGGAGUCUGCUCGUGAACGAGGGGAAAAUUUAAUGCGACUUAUAUCUGUAGCACAUGCUUUUCCAAAUUCCUUCCCAAGACGUUCACCUUCUAUUCUAAUGACCACCUUCUCUCAAUCCUAUAUAAUUUCAUGCACAAAUUUAAUUCACAGCAUUCAACUGGCGUGUGCAGAAAUUGUUCUAAUGCAAGCGAAAAAUAUGAUUGGAACCGAUCAAGUUGGUUGUGAAAUGCAUGAUCAUGAAAAGAUUAUUAGAAGCUACUUGUUACCAUGCCUGUAUUACCUCAUCGUACAAGGAAAAGAAAAAUGCUACUUUUUGGACGACACCAUUUGGCUGGAAGCUGUCGAUCUUACGCUGAAAAGCCUGCUAAAACUGAAUUUCAACAAAUUGGGAUCUCGAGUUUUGAAACUUGUUGAAAAAACACACAAUUCUCAAGUAACAGAAUCAAAAGCAUUCCGAGACAUUGAAGCGGAGCUGAAGAAGCGAUCGACGACUGGAGACAAAACAACACAAAAGAAUGACAAAUUUCUUCAAAUCAUUCCGCCAAUAUUCGAACAAUUUGAUGAGGACGAUGAAGAUGAUGAUUGGGGAAUUUCGCCGAGUACACAACUCAAAGGACUCUACGCAGGAUAUUUUUCUUCACACUCGUCUGCCAACAACACAGAAGACCCAAUCCAAGAACAACUCUUCCCCAAUAAUUUUUCGCUUUUCAAAGGAAAUAAUUUGGUUGACAAGAUCAAAAAAUAUGAUGAAACAAUUCCACAGCUAUAUUCUCUAGACUUGGAGGAUAAAAGUAUUCUUACUUGCAAAGAUUUAUUCUUGAAAUGGAUCCGAUCAUUGAAUUUGGAAGAUUUACACAAAUUUCAAACUGAGGAAGAACAAAAUGCUGAAAGAGAUUGUGAUUUUAUUUUGGAACAGUUUCGACACGGAAUCGAUUAUGUUGACUCCUUUUCACUCUCAUGGGCUCAAAUGUAUUAUGAAUGUGCUUGGAAAUUGGCAAGGAUAGGUACAAGAGAAUCUCAAAUUUAUUGCUACAAAUUAAUAGGUGAAUACUUUUCUAAAUUACCGUCAGCAAAAAUCACCAAAGAUGUAGAUCAAGAAGACGUUCAACAAUUGAAUAGUCUCUUCAAAAUAAGUUUGGCAUUGUUGGAAAUUGCAGCACAUUCACUCACACCUGAUUUUUACGAUCGUUUUGUAAAUAUGAAAGAGAAUUUGAUUGUUUUCAAUUCAAAGUGCCCUGACAUUAUAGAAUUAAUUGAGAUGAAAGGCAUGUGUCAUAACAUUACCUUAUUCCUUCGAAAACAGGAAUUUAUUCCUAAAUGCGAGAAAAUUGUUCCGAAAUUGGUUGAAAUUUUUGUCAGAAAUAGUCAAUUUACAUCUAUUUCCUCAGCUGUGAUGAUAAUGGAUCCUCAGUCUCACCUGUUAAGCCCUCCAACACAUGCUGAGAUAGUUUGUGAAUCUUUACUGAUUUUGCACUAUUUUAUAUUUGGCAUUUCUCCAUUGACUUUAGAGUUUAUUGUGGAUCCACACAAAAAAGACUUUAGGCUCGUUGGCCUUCAAAACAAAAUGGCCAACUCUCUCCAUCCAGAUCAUCACUACUUGCUAGAUGUGCACGAUAGGACCGAAUUAUUGAACAUAUUUUAUCACAAAUUGCCAUGCAUGUCUUCAUUGAAGGCCUUUGUUGCCUUUUCCCUUGGGCUCUAUUGUCGAAAUAUUUCUAAUGACACUAAACAAGCCGAAAGAGUGCUCUUUGAGAGCGUGUACAUUUUCCAACAAACAAGCGGUUUCACAAAAUCAACACCAAGCCUACUGAGUCAAAUUUGUACACGAGCUCUGGUAGAACUGGCACAAGUAUUAACAGAGAAUAACAAGUAUGUCUAUUCGUCAUUGUUGUUUAGGGCGGCAGUAGAGAAUCAAAAGCUUGUAUCUCUGACAUAUGACUACACGCUUGUUAGUGAUCUUGCUGAAUUGAGUUUGCGUGAGGACGAUUGGAGAUCAGGUGUUUAUUAUUAUACGUUACUACUCAGUCAUGCCAACGAAGAAAAGAUGGUUGCAAAAUUUGGUCACUUGUCUUCAAUUCUAUCAUCACUGCACAUAGAGCGCGGAGACUUUAAGAAUGCAGAGUCCUAUAUUACCAAUUCUUUAUUGUUUAUGAGGUCACAAGGCAAAUCUGGAGAGUACGAGUUGAAUCUGCACCUAACACUUGCCAAACUCUUUCUUCAAAGUUACAACUUUGAAAGAGGUUUAGAUCUAUUAGCAAGAUUAAUGGACGAAAAAUUGACUGCCGUUCAACGAUGUACGGUUUACAUUAAUUUGGCAGAAGCUUAUUUAAAGAAGAGAUGGCUCAAAGAAUGCGAUUUUGUGUUAGGAAAACUUGGCAUACUAUUAUCUGAGCAAAACUCAAUCUUUGAUACCAAUGGAGCGGAUCAUAUCAAGAUACUUGAAAUUACAGCGAAUUGUUAUCUUAGAUUUUUGAGGUUUUCUGAUGCCCUCUAUUGUGUGAAUAUUGCCAUCUCUCAUUGUACAGCACCUUUCCUUUUGGCUGAUUUGUUUUUCUUGAAAGGAAAAAUUUUACAAAAGGUCAGCCACUACACCAGUCCUGUUUCCUUCCCUACUUCCCUAUCUUCGACAUCAAAGAUUGAUGUUGUUGAAACUAUUAAGGAGUAUUACUUCAGAAAUCACAACACAUUACAAGACAGUAUUUUGCUGAGCAAGAGGCCACUCUACAAUACCCCUCAGGAAGUUCUUAUUGACGCCUUGGAAUGUUUGCUGAAAGCAAAAGAGUUAUACAAUAUUUGCACCAAUCAGUAUAAGGCAUCCAAGGUCGAUAUACUUAUUGCUCGUGCUCAGCUAGAAUUUAUGCUUCUUCCUAUUGUUUUUUGCGGAGUAGAUCCGACCAUUGUUACACUACCUAAAAGCGUUGACAAUAGAAAUUGGUUAAAUUUGAAAGAAAUUGAAGAAAAUCAUAUUAUACCGGCAUUGGAGGUUGCCAUACGUACAACGUCUGUUUUUGUUGCUAUUGACGCGUAUGUAACAAUGGCAGAGGCAAGAUACUUGCAAGGAAAACGGUUAAGCUCUGAAAUUUAUUGGAGACAAUGCAGAGACGUAAUGUUCACGCUAUUCAUUCACGAUAGUGAGAUUGUUGUAUCCAAAGGUUCUCCCCCUUCAUUUCUUGAAAAACUACUGUCGAUUUUGAAACGACUUGUGAGGUUAAUGUUUUGUUUCGGAAACAAAGAACUAAUCAAUCAUAAUCUGACCAUUAUUGACUCUUAUUUGCUGCUAGAAACGGAACUUGAGCAGCUACUGAAAAGAAAUGGUCCAGACAGUGGUGAGUCGAACAUUUAUGACUCGACAGCAUCAGGAGGAGAUUCAUCCUCAGAGUCUGAGGUCGACGAAAUCUCACUCGUUUCAAGAAAUAAGAUGUAUGAGUCUCUGUGUAUUAUUAAUUCACAAAUGGCAGCAAUGACGUCUGUGAAAACGUUGCCCUUUCUGAGAAAGAGGAGAAAAUCUUCUGUGCGAGUUGCAAGACAAAUGAGAUCCAUGAAUCUGCUGAAGAUGAGUGGAACAGGUUCUCAAUCUACUCAGUCCUCAAAUGGAUCAAAAUCAUCGGAUGGCUUCAUUGAAGGCAAUGUGCAAGAUUUAGUUAGUGAAAAGAUUUGGAGUUGUAUUUUCAGAAUGAAACAACACGCUAAAAAGCACUAUCUAUCUGAAAAAGAGCUCAAUUUCAGAAAUCAGGAAUCAAUGAGGAGACUCUAUCACUUAAUCUCAAUUAUUAAGCAAAAGACAAUUUCUGUAAGCGAUCAGAAAAAGCUUUGUGGUAGUGAUUCAUCGUAUGCCGUCAGAGGUGUUCAGAGAGAGGACAUUAAGUCUUUCGAUGAUGAUUACUACAGAAAAUCACUUUCUAUUGAUGCCUCUAUUGAAUCAACAAAACAUUUGGAUAUGAAAAUUCUCGAAAAACUAGUUUAUAUUAUUCAUAUGGAUACAAUUAUUACAUUUUAUACUCCCAAGACAGGGCAAAUUAUUCAUCAAAAGUUUGGAGGUUCCACUAGUGGACCAUUUCUUAACACAUUUAAAGGCUCUACAUCUAGAAAAUCAACAGACUCUUCCCAACACCAAACCAAAUCUAAGGACUCUCUCUUUAGCGCACACAAUAUUCAAACCGUGGCUACAUCCUCACAAACUGCUCAAGGUAAACCACAGUUCAUGUCACAAAUUGAAGCGUACCUCUACAGUUUACUUUGCCAGAGUCGUAAAGACAAAAAAGCAAAUAUUCGCGUUGAUAAUAAUUAUGAAACCAUUGAAUAUGUCGCGAGAAAUGUUAUUCGAGGGCCCUACGACUAUCAUUCUAACUCGAGAAACAAAAAGAAGUACGAAAGAGUGCACAAACAAUUGGAAAAAAGCAAAUUUGACUAUGUUGGACUUUUCAAAAGAAUGAAGAGCAAAUUCUUCUCGCUCACUCCGAGAUCCAUUGAUUUUUCUGGUUUGCCUCGCUUGACAGAACUGCCCUAUCCAAACUCGCACCUCAUUUUACUUUGUAGUAGAAGUGUUCAGGCUCUUCCAUGGGAAUUAAUGUUUGAUCAUUUCAUGACAAGAAACUUUUCAUUACAACGCAUCAUUUCACAAGACAGCACAAAAAACAACAAGAUGAGAUUUAAGCCUCAAUACUUUUGUUUUUACUCAGAGGAUGAAUUGAAGUACAUUGCCCCUGUUGAAAAUGAAAGAAAAAGGUGGAUCUUUGACACUGUCAAAUCGUCGCUACAUAUUCUCACGGAGGAAGGCACCAAUAGCGGUGUGUUUCAUUAUAGUCUACCCAACAUUCCGCUUCAUUGCCCAAUCAUUGGAUAUGGUCGAAAGCCUAAAUCAAAAUCUGAACGUUUCAAGUUUGUGAAUUUUGUUCGACUCUCUUCGAUCAGUGAGAACCCGACUCAAAUCAUCACACACAUUGAAUCGUACAACUCUCCUCAGGAUUUUCCUGUUUUUGUGUUUACUUUUGCAGACUUGAUUGAUUUGAGUGAGGCCAUUAUUUGUUUGCUCAACUUUCGACCCGAUUGUACGUUGCUAUUCCUUCCAGAACCAGUAUUGAGCACUGCCUUAGAAUUUCUGAUGGACAUGCAAGUCGUGUACACGAAUAGUGGCCAAUUAGCGAAUUCAAGAUUAUCUCCCUCAGAGAAUGCACGGAAUGGCUACAGAUUUUUCAUUCACUCUCUUCAAUUAAUCAAAACUGUGCUCAAAAUUCCUGUCAUUGUGAUCAAUCCACCAACUUAUAGUAACAAUGGAGGAGAAGGCUCUUCAUCGUCAUCGGAAUGA
Molecule: messenger RNA, 5805 nt
Organism: Naegleria lovaniensis
Lineage: Eukaryota; Heterolobosea; Eutetramitea; Acrasida; Naegleriidae
Exons: 3
Coding region: 1-5805 (1934 amino acids)
Source: RefSeq, a predicted model, not a curated record